Magnolia sinica is the source of this 1426-nucleotide messenger RNA. RefSeq lists its product as uncharacterized. Lineage: Eukaryota; Viridiplantae; Streptophyta; Magnoliopsida; Magnoliales; Magnoliaceae. Bases 238 to 1128 code for a protein of 296 amino acids. The transcript has 3 exons. The record is from RefSeq and is a predicted model, not a curated record. Gene Ontology annotation, molecular function: protein binding.
UUGAGAACGUGGAGGGUCUUUUUGACUUGAAAACCGAAUUCCAGACCAGAAAGUAUCUGCUCUCCACAGAAGGGUUUCCAGAUCUGCCCCUUCUCCAUCCGCCGCUGCUUUCUUGAAAUCUCAGGCAUGUUUAGGAUGAAGAAGAACGUUGAAGGGCAACUGCCUUUUUGUAGUGAUACAUAAUAUGAGGGAGCACGAGUUAAGGUUUCAUGCAGGUUUAACAGUACAUGUUCUCCAAUGGUAAAAGCAAAGCGCAAACAGCUAGCAGCAAUAGCUGCAGAGAAAGAUAGUAUGUCCAGUGACAACAGUUGGGUGGUAGUUAAGAAACAGAAAAUCACUAUACUGGUUCCUCCAUCAUCACCUGUGCAGCCUCCACCCCAAAGUUCAAGAAUGAAGCGAGUACCAACAAAGGGUAGAAAGACAGCUAAAAGCAGACAUCAGAUAAUGGCUAAGAGACAUUACAAGCGAUCAUGGAGUAAACAGAGAAAGUCCACAACAUGCCCUUUCAAAGAGGAAAUUCAAUUUGUCGGAGGGGGAUCAAAAGCUUUGGACAUCAACAAUUCAGCUUGCCGACCUGGUCUUACAAACCAGUUACCUAAGUCUACUUUCAAAACAGCACCAGAAGGUUCAGAUCUGCUUGUUUGUGCAAACUUCCCAGCCACCAAAAACAAGCACAUGUUAAGAACAGGUAAAUUUUCGGAAACUCUUGUGGGUGCAUUUCGACCACCCAAUAGGGUAUUAGAAGCUCGGGAUAGGCAACCCUCAUCAUCAUUUGCAACUUUGAAUCAUCAAGAUCUCCCUCUGCACAUCAUUGGAGAGAAGGGCACAUUUUUUGAAAGAUCAUUUAGCUGCCUCAAUGUGGGUGCAUUGCAAAAUCAAAAGAUGAGAGCAUUGAAUAUUGAGAGGAAGCUUGAAAGAGCUGGUGGGUUGAGCAGGUGGCUUGUAUCACAAGGGCUGGGGCAGUUCAUACCGAUGUUUCAGAGGGAAAAUGUCGACAAAAUACAAUUGCUGAAUCUGACCAUGCACAAGCUCAAGGAUAUGGGAGCAGAUGCAGUUGGGCCCAGGAGAAAACUGAUACAUGCCAUUGACUGUCUCUGUCAGCCUUACUUUUCUAAUGUGAAUGAUUAGGGGAGCUCAUGGUUUAGAAGGUAAAUCUUCCUGCAAUUUUUAAUCUCUCCUGACUGGCAAAAACUUGGCUGGCAAUGUAAAUGUGUAUGAUGCAGUUAUGAUCAGUCAAUUAUAUGUUUAUUAUUAUUAUUAUUAAAUUUUUAUGGUGGUGUUGAGGGAUAUAUUAGUAAUUUAACUUAUCCUUUUGCUAUUUCAUUAUAUGGGCUUGUUAUCCUCGCUCAAAUGAGGGCUUUCUUGUAAUUUAAUUGACUAUCAUAAGUAAUGACUCCCACUCGUUGGAUUGGUUUUGGGUCUCCUA